AUGGCGGCACCUCGCGCACACCGUAAUGAUACAAGCUCCAGCUCCGGCUCCCGCGACGACAUCACGCCCGUCGAUCAAUAUACCGAGUUUGUUGAUCUCGAGAAGAACCUGAGCGACGCCAACACGCCGUCGUCGCCCACGCCUGCGAUCCUCGAGACGGAGCUCUUCUCCGUCAAGUCGUUCCAGGACGACGGCAUCACGCUCUUCUCGCCGCACUCGACGCCCGAGUUGGCCCUCGCAUGGCCGCCCGGCUGGACGAAGGAGACGGCCGCGGAUGCUCCGGACCACGGUCGCCGAGGCAAAGUGCUGUCGAAGCGGCCGCCCGCCAAAGGGUCCACGCCCAAGACGGACUCCAAAACAAAGCCCGCCAAGCCCCAGCCCAAUGUGGGCCGUUGGCUGCGCUUCCGGCUCUGGCUCAACACGUACCGCGGCUUCUUUAUUUUCGUGACGCUGCUCAACCUCGUCGGCAUCGUUCUGGCCGCCACGGGCCACUUUCCGUACGCCGACAACCACCUGGGCGCGCUCGUCCUGGGCAACCUGCUGUGUGCCAUUCUCAUGCGCAACGAGCUGUUCCUGCGCUGCCUGUACACCCUCUCCAUCUACGGCCUGCGGUCCUGGGCGCCCGUGCGCGUCAAGCUGGCCGUCACGUCCGUGCUGCAGCACGUCGGCGGCAUCCACAGCGGCUGUGCCCUGUCGGGCGCGGGCUGGCUGCUGUUCAAGGUCGUCGACAUUGUGCUGCACCGCGCCGUGCAGCCCGACUCCGUGCUGGCGACAGGCGUCGUCACCAACGUGUGCGUCAUGGUGUCCAUUCUGAGCGCGUUCCCCUGGGUGCGCAACAACCACCACAACACGUUUGAGCGGUACCACCGGUUCAUCGGCUGGCUGGGCCUCGCGGCGACGUGGGUCUUUGUGAUUCUGGGCAACACGUACGACCUCAAGCUGGGCGCGUGGCGCGCUGACGCACACUCGCUGCUGACGGCCCAAGAAAUGUGGUUCGCCGCCUUCAUGACCAUCUUCGUCAUCAUUCCGUGGGUCACCCUCCGCGAGGUCCCCGUCGAGGUCGAGCUGCCGUCGCCCAAAGUGGCCAUCCUGCGCUUCGAGCGCGGCAUGCAGCAGGGCCUGCUGGGCCGCAUCAGCCGCACGUCCCUGAUGGAGUACCACGCGUUUGGCAUCAUCAGCGAGGGCCGCACAGCCGGCCACCACUUUAUGAUUUGCGGCGUGCAGGGCGACUUCACCAAGGGGCUCGUCAGCGACCCGCCCAAGACGGUCUGGACGCGCGAGCUCAAGUUUGCCGGCGUCGGCCACGCGUCGGCCAUGUUCAAGCGCGGCAUCCGCAUCUGCACGGGCACGGGCAUCGGCGCGGCCCUCUCGACCUGCAUCCAGAGCAAGAACUGGUUCCUCAUCUGGAUCGGGUCGGACCAGGAAAAGACGUUUGGGCCGACCAUCACGGGGCUGAUCCACAAGCACAUUGAGCCCGAGCGGAUGAUCCUGUGGGACUCCAAGAAGCGCGGCGGGCGCCCAAACAGCGUGCAGCUGCUCAAGGACACGUGGACGAGCUUUGGUGCCGAGGUCAUCUUCAUCACGUCCAACAUGCAGGGCAACGAUGAGAUGAUGCAAGGCUGCCGUGAGGCCGGCAUGCAUGCUUUUGGCACGCUCUGGGACUUCUGA
Messenger RNA from Sporothrix brasiliensis 5110, 1668 nucleotides. RefSeq lists its product as uncharacterized. Lineage: Eukaryota; Fungi; Ascomycota; Sordariomycetes; Ophiostomatales; Ophiostomataceae. Bases 1 to 1668 code for a protein of 555 amino acids. The record is from RefSeq and is a predicted model, not a curated record. The transcript has 3 exons.